Knipowitschia caucasica is the source of this 4407-nucleotide messenger RNA. Lineage: Eukaryota; Metazoa; Chordata; Actinopteri; Gobiiformes; Gobiidae. The record is from the annotation of a GenBank genome assembly.
AUGCACACCGACAAGAAAAAAUCCAAAGAAGACACAUGGAAGCCAGCAGAUCUAAGAAGAUACAUAGCAGAAGAUGGUGCGAGAGGAGAAAGCAGACGACAUCGGGGGGACUCUGUUGAUAAAUACUAUAAGGAGUCCAGAAGGGAAGUAGAAAACUACAGAGAAGAAGAACUGAAAAAACAAGAUGUAAGAAGAAAAGAGGGCUCAAGAGAUAGAAGAGGUGACAGAGAAAGGGACAGAAUAAGAGAGGACAGGGAGAGAGAUAAGGACAGGAGUGAACGAGGAAGAGGAGCUGCCAAUUUCACAGAAAAAACUGACCGGAGGAGAGAUCGUGACCACACCCGGGACAGAGAGAGGGAUAAACACCGCCACAGUGACAAGGACAAGUACACGGAUGAAGAGAGGCUGAAAAUGAGGCAGGAAAGAGAUAAAGAAAUAAGAAGACACGAACGAGAGCAAGGAUACAACAGAGAAUCACGUGGGCAUGUAACUGUUGACAAAGGUGGGUCUGAAAGCAUUAAUAAGUCUAAUAAUGAGCGACGAGAACGACAUAGAGAAAGAGAAAAACACAAGGACGAGGCUGAAAUCGGCAGAAGUGAAAAAGAGCGGAGGGAAAGACACGCUGAGAGAAAGCACUCUGAACGCAAGGAAAGGAAAGAGUUUCAAGACGAAGAUCGAAGGAAGGAUAAAGAUGACAGAGAAAGAAGACAUAAAGAACCGCGACAACAUGAUGAGAAACAGAAGCAUCAUGGUGAGUCCAGAGAGCAUCGAGAUCAGAGGAAAAAGGAGGAAGAGAACAGGCGUCAUCACAGAGACAGAGAGGCAGAAACCGAGCGAGACAAACACAGAGAGAGGCGACACAAAGAGGAGGAAGACACAGAGGAAAAUAUGAAAGAAAGAGCACAGGAGAAGGACAAAAGAUCACAGCAAAGCAACUCGAGUGACACGGCGAAAGCUGGAGAAGCACAGAUGGCGGCAGACGAUUAUCAAGAACAAGAGUAUGAAGAUGACUUUGAGGAAUAUGAGGAUGACUUUGAAGACGCAGAUGAAAGUGAAGAUGAAGAUGUGCAGGAACAAGAGUCAGUACCUAAACAAGAGCUAUCAGCAGAGAAGAAAGAAGAGAUACAAGCCAUUCAGAAAGCCAUGGACGAGGAAAACAAAAGGGUUGGAGCGCUAUCCAGGCAGAACCCCACUGAAACCGAGGAAGAAAGACCUAUGGAAUCUGAAAAGACCGAAAGCAAGACAUCGCAACGUGGCAAAUUUAUGGACUUUGUAGCAGCCAAACAACGAGAAGUAAACAAACAGGUUGCAACAAAACAAAAGAAACGCAGCACAGAGUUACUCCGUCUGAUUGAUCUGGAUUUCACUUUGACAUACUCCCUCUUGGAUUUGCCCCCAGUGAAUGAAUAUGAAAUGUACAUCAGGAACUUUGGAACUGCAAAUACCAAGCAGGCCUAUGUUCAAUGUAAUGAAGACAAUGUGGAGCGGGACAUCCAGACAGAGGAGAUAGAGCUGAGUGAGAAAUGGACUCAACAUCCUCCAGAGAACAGUGGAGCUUGUGGUGAUCCAAGCAUUUCCCCAAAAUCUCAAGACGCCAGCGAACUCAAUAUCGAUUCCAAACGCCUUACAACAUUUUUGCAGUCUGCUUCCCAGGUUAUGGUCAUGUUGUUGGAGGAAGUCCAAGCCGGGGGAAGAUCCUUGAGCAAGAUGAAGACGCAAACAGAAGUUUUAUCUUUCAGCGAUGGAAGUGUACAGCUCAACACAAACUUGCCUUUUCUUCAUGGUCGCUGCAUAAGCCUGGUUCAUUUCUCCCAAGUCCAAAAACACACCAUGAUAUCCGUCCACACUUCAACCACAAAACCAAGCUCAGGGCCUUUAGACAUGCAUUCUCUCCUCUGCAUAUGGAACAUUUGGGAGCCAUCGAGACCACAGAGGAUUCUUAUGCAUGAAUCUGAGGUGCAGUGCUGUUGCUUUAGUCCAGGGAAGGCUACAUUAGUAUUCGCUGGAACCACAGUGGGGUCCGUGGUGAUGUGGGACCUGAGGGAACACACAAGCAACAAUUACCGCAUGGACUUUGGAGAGGAUCGAUGGACAUUCUGGCACCCCUCCUUCUCCACUGACGCAGCCAUGUCGACCUCUGAAUAUUUCUCCAGCGUCAUGGCUGUGGAAGUGGUGCCCUCUGCUGCAGCCAGAGAUCUGAGGUCCGAGGGCUCUCGUUUGGGGACUGAGGACGAAGCCACUGGUUUGUCUUUUCAAUUGGCAUCUCUGGAUGAAUGUGGCAUUUUAAAGUUCUGGGUGGUGGUGGAGCUUCCUAGAGCAGACGAGGCCGGCUCCCAAACAGAUUCAGGCCUGCGACCUGGGAGUAAAGUCAAGCUUCUCCACAGCUCCUCUCUCUCCGUUUCUGACAGAAUGUCUCACAAACUAAAGACGGCACCCUUGCAGACGCUCCAGCUACAAUUUCUUCCAACAGACUCCAACCAUUUCUACAUUGGCACUAAUAUGGGAAUUGUCCAUCAUGGCACAACUCACGGUUUAAAAGCUCAUCCGAGGUGCUACAGAUGUCAGGAGGGAGAAGACCGACUCUUUGAUAUCAACUCCAUUAGCUUUUCACCCUUCAGACACGAUUUGUUCUUGGUGGGUUGUGGGGAUGGCUGUGUCCGGUUACAUGCUGUUAAACAAGAAAAACCCUUGCUUGAGUGGAGGGAUUGCUGUGCUGGACAUUCGGUGGUCUCCGUGCAGUGGUCUCAAACCAGGCCUGCCGUAUUCUGUGUACUUGAUUCAAAUUCAAACAUCUACCUUUGGGAUCUGCUGAGAAAUGAGGCCGAACCUGUCGUUACUGAAAGCCAAGGAAAAGACAGAGUGACAACCGUGGCUUUGUUUGGAGACGCAGGACAACAAAAGACAUACUCAGGGGUAGCACUGGCGUAUGAGUCGGGGAAAAUAGACGUUCAAAUGAUGACCAGAGGAGAACAGAGGGCGCUGCACCAAAGCAACACGACUUCAGCUUCAGGCGUCAUCAGGACUGCACAGGAGGAAGAGAGGGGUCAGCAGGGGGAUGUGGACUUGGAUGAGGAUUUUGACAUUUCCUUUGAGUCGGACUUUAAAGUGAAAGCCACAUCAUAUAUUCCUCCUGUGGUUGAAGAACUUCCUCCAGUUGAAGAACCACCUCCAGUGCCGACCCCUACAAUUAUUCCAGUUGUUGAAGAAAAGAAAAAGAAAAGGAAACGCAAGAAGAAAAAGGCUGUUACCGCGGAUGAAGAAUCAGAAGAGGAGCCAGCACCUCUUGUUCCAUCUGCACCAGUUAUCCCUGAAAAGCCAGUUUUGAAAAAGAAGAGUGUUCCAGAAAUCCCAUCACUACCUCCGCCUCUUCCACUGCCAACACUUCCAUCUUCUCCCGCUAAAAAACCUGCCUCAAAACCUCUGCCUCCACUGGUCCCAUCUCCAGAGCUCCCAUCCUUCCUCCAAGAAUUCACAAACGCUGAGUGGUUUCAGCAGUUCUUCCCUGACAAGACGAAUAUUCCCAGCAGUCCUGAUUCCUUUUACCUACUACUCCUCAACUUCUUGUGCACAUGCAGCGCUCCCAUUAAGCCUAAGAUCCUUUCAGUCAUGGAAACACUGCACAGACAGAAGCAACUGCAAAACGAAGAUCAGCUGUACCAAAAACUCCUCGACACUGUGCCAAAAAUGGUGUCACCAAACAUGAGUGCCGGUGAGCAGGCGGUGCUUGGUCAGCUGUUGAAUCUAUUGUUGUCUCUGAAAUCAGUAAACCAAGAAUUCAUGAAAACUCUUCUCACACUCACAGCCUACAAAGAACUGGGCUUACGAGAAAAGAUGCUGCGUGUGCUGAAAUCCUUAGGUGUGGAUGAAGCCGAGGAGUGGUUGUGGCCACAGUUGGAGACCUGGGAGUCAGAGCUACACAGCAAGACCAACGUGUGGAAAAGUCUUCAUACCUCUGCACACUGCCUGCUAAAUCUGUGGACCGCCAAAUAUAAAGAUCACACCAGAGAUCUAUUCCACAGCAGUGCACACAAAUGGAAACCCUCUGCAUUUACAGCUGUGGAUGUUGUCAAUCACUUCUGCUGUGUGCAAAAAGAGGGAUACCUUAAAGCCAAACAGGCGGCUCCAAGUGUCAAUAAUUCAGUGAUUUUGCCACGUGACUGUGUGUCUGGUCCAAUCUAUCGCCUUGGAGAAACGUAUUGUAUGACAAGAAGACGUAAACCAAAAGGCUUCAUUCUGCCACCUCUUCGAGACCGCCCAUGCCUAUUGCACUUCCCAAACUACAUGUCUUUUCCAUUACCUCUUAUUAGGCUUUCCCUCUUCAACCCAGACUCAGAAAAAUAUCAUCUGAACUUUCUAAACCAUCGGUACUACAUUUUGGAGAAGUCACAUGUGGAUUACUACAGAUAA